Molecule: messenger RNA, 647 nt
Organism: Phaeodactylum tricornutum CCAP 1055/1
Lineage: Eukaryota; Bacillariophyta; Bacillariophyceae; Surirellales; Neidiaceae
Exons: 2
Source: RefSeq, a predicted model, not a curated record
AGCGCAAAUACCAAAAUCUACUUUGAUUGAUCCCUUCGCUUGGUUCGUUAGUUCUUCCUCUCCGCGUUUCGUGCGCUCCCUGCUCAGACUAGCUUGUUGGGAAGAGCACCAAUCAUGAGUCGUCAGCUUUCCGUGUCCUCUCUUCAUGCUGGACAGCUGCGUUAUCACGAUUUCGCCAAACUCCGAGAGCUCUACGCUCUGGGAAGAGCGUCGCAUUAUUCGACGGUAGCUCGAGACACUGGUAUUGUCAGAGCAAGCGGCUCGAAAGAUCAGAGCAUAGCGUCAGCAUGGAAAGCAGAUGUUGGUCCUAUGCACAAUACGACGCGUUCUUUCUUGACUUUUGGCUCAUCCGCAUCAUCGAAUCCGUUUACCCAGCUACUCCGUACACAGCAACUCAAGCGGCUGGAAUCAGCCGCCAACGCGGCACCGCAAGACGGUGAUACUCAAUAUCGCUUCCUGUACGAACUUGCCCAGGAUCAUCCGUCCGCCGUCAUUGCCCGUAUCCGACAUCCCGCAUUCAAACGACACGCUCUCAACAGCAGCGCCGCGACGUUGUAUCUGCAACUCCUGCAAAAGACCAAUCAAGUCAGUCAACUCGAUGUGGAUGAUAUUUUGCAGCGCGUGUCACGCGGAUUAUCCGAGCACGA